CGAAGCAUGAGAGCACCAAGUCCUGCAGUUAUUUCCGGACUUCUGGGAGUCAUCAACCUCGUCCUGGCAGAUGAUCGAUGUCACCUCACCGAGACAGACGAAAAAGAAUCAAUGAACCCGAAUCGAAUCCUGAGUAGAUCAAAAAGAUAUCUCACCUUUCCCCAGGGAAGUUCCUUCGUCCUGACUCUUACAGGACUGAAAUCAAUUCAAGUGAAGGAGCCGACGAAUUGGAAUCUGGACCUGGAGUUUGACAUGAUCUGGCCGAUUCCAAGCGAUACCAUUAAAAAAAUUGAAAAAAAACCGAUGAAGAAAUUCUACACUCGACUGCGCCGACACAAAAGGGACCUCUAUUCCAAUAUUGAAAUAUCCCUCAAUAGACUGGGCUUACCGGGGAAAGACUGCAUGUUGAGGACAAUCUGCGAAGCUAGAGCAUUCCUCCAUCCACCUGGUGUCUCGUUCAUCGAUGAUUUACUGCGAGUAAUUUUGAGUCACGGUGAGCGUUAUCCUGGUGAAUUGGAUCUGUAUGAUGCUGCUUAUAAAUCAGGCGAGAGUUGCGGCCUUCAGUACAAGUGUCCAAUAUCAUUAUUACAAUUUCUGUUGAAUAAUCAUCUUGUCGUUCAAUAA
This is a messenger RNA of Fopius arisanus, 624 nucleotides long. RefSeq lists its product as uncharacterized. The transcript is spliced from 4 exons. The record is from RefSeq and is a predicted model, not a curated record. The coding region runs from base 7 to 624 and encodes 205 amino acids. NCBI's taxonomy places the organism in Eukaryota, Metazoa, Arthropoda, Insecta, Hymenoptera, Braconidae.